Neoarius graeffei (lesser salmon catfish) is the source of this 5641-nucleotide messenger RNA. Its product is annotated as guanine nucleotide-binding protein G(q) subunit alpha-like. The transcript has 7 exons. NCBI's taxonomy places the organism in Eukaryota, Metazoa, Chordata, Actinopteri, Siluriformes, Ariidae. Gene Ontology annotation, biological process: phospholipase C-activating dopamine receptor signaling pathway; action potential; adenylate cyclase-modulating G protein-coupled receptor signaling pathway. Gene Ontology annotation, cellular component: heterotrimeric G-protein complex. Bases 943 to 2022 code for a protein of 359 amino acids. Gene Ontology annotation, molecular function: guanyl nucleotide binding; G protein-coupled receptor binding; GTPase activity. The record is from RefSeq and is a predicted model, not a curated record.
AUGUGCAGUUCAUAGGCUACAGAAAGCCUUGGGGCUGGUGCGCGAGGAGCUUCAAAUAAUUCGCUUAUUAAUUAGAAGAACCCGGUGGCUUUUCGGUUUAGCAUAAAGCAUACAUUUAAAAAAAAAAAAAAGUAUUGAAUGUCGUCGAAAGAACUGAAAUGUCAGUGCUGUGUUCGGAGGUGCGGUUAGCUUCAGCUGCGCUGUAAACCGACUGUUUGCUAACGGUAACUAGUCUAGUGCACGCGCUAAUCAGCCGCAGAGAGCUCUCAGGCCGGCUCGCGCUGGGAUGCUUCUCCUUCUGUCGGCUAGUUCUUUAGCUCGCUAGCGUGUUGCUUUAGCUCAGUUAGCUGAUGGACGGUUUUGCAGGCGCUCUGUGCGUUGUUUGGUUUCGGUACUGGGGCGGUUAGCUAGGCUAGUUCGAACUCCAGUACGGAUGUCUGGGCAGGCGGCUGUGUCCCGUAGUCCCCGGGACAACUCGAGCUGCUAGUCAGCGUAUCAGAACGAGAGUCCGUGCUACAAGUUGAUUUUCUAGCUUUAGCAGGUAGCGAGGCGUGCUAAUUAGACAGCUGCUGGUCUCCGAGCUCUCUCACACACACUAGCUAUUAACGUUAGCUUGUAUGCUAACACACUAAACCAGAUUCAAGUGUCAUCGUUUUUUUUUUUUUUGACUGAUUCAGGGCCUAAAUCCUUUUCUAGCUCAUCCUUUUUGGCUCGUUAGUCAGCAGGUUAUCCUGCUUGGUGUUUUUUUUUUUUUUUGGUUAUAUAUAAUAUUGAUCCAUCGAAAGGCCUACGCGAUGUGCAUGGUUUUUCUCAGCUAACAUAAUUUCUCGUCGUGUUUUUGUUGCUGCAUUGAAACGCUGAGAAAAGGGAACCACCACCACCUGCUACUAGCUGCAGUGCUUCUUUGAGAAAACCCGGAUCUUUUUGUGACCCACUGCGGCGAUGACGCUGGAGUCAAUGAUGGCCUGCUGCCUGAGUGAGGAGGCCAAGGAGUCGAAGAGGAUCAACGCCGAGAUCGAUAAACAACUUCGCCGAGACAAGCGAGACGCGAGGAGGGAGCUCAAACUACUCCUCCUGGGCACAGGUGAGAGUGGCAAGAGCACCUUCAUCAAACAGAUGCGCAUCAUUCAUGGCUCAGGCUACACCGACGAGGACAAGCGCAGCUACACCAAGCUCGUCUACCAGAACAUAUUCACGUCCAUGCAGGCUAUGAUCCGUGCCAUGGACCACCUCAAGAUUCUGUACAAGUACGAGCAGAACAAGGCCAAUGCUCUCCUGGUGAGGGAGGUGGAUGUGGAGAAGGUGUGCUCUUUCGACCAGCCCUACAUCAACGCAAUAAAGAUGCUGUGGGCCGACCCGGGGAUCCAAGAGGCCUAUGAUCGCAGGAGAGAGUAUCAGCUGUCUGACUCCACCAAAUACUAUCUAAGUGAUCUGGAUCGUAUUGCAGACUCAUCCUAUCUACCAACCCAGCAAGAUGUUCUUCGGGUCCGUGUCCCAACUACAGGGAUCAUUGAAUACCCUUUUGACUUGCAAAGCAUCAUUUUCAGGAUGGUGGAUGUGGGGGGCCAGCGUUCAGAGCGCAGGAAGUGGAUCCACUGCUUUGAGAAUGUUACCUCCAUCAUGUUCCUUGUUGCCCUGAGCGAAUACGACCAGGUCCUGGUGGAGUCAGAUAAUGAGAACCGAAUGGAGGAGAGCAAAGCCCUUUUCCGGACAAUAAUCACCUACCCCUGGUUUCAAAACUCCUCUGUAAUUCUGUUCCUCAAUAAAAAGGACCUGCUGGAGGAAAAGAUCAUGUACUCUCACCUGGUUGACUACUUCCCAGAGUUUGAUGGUCCACAGAGAGAUGCCCAGGCGGGACGCGAGUUCAUCCUGAAGAUGUUUGUGGAGCUGAAUCCUGACAGCGACAAGAUCAUCUACUCGCACUUCACCUGCGCCACGGACACCGAGAACAUCCGCUUCGUCUUCGCCGCCGUCAAAGACACCAUCCUGCAGCUGAACCUCAAAGAAUACAACCUGGUCUGAGGGAGAAGAGGAGUGAGAAAGAGGGACACCUGCAGCCCAUGCACAACACGAUUUUUAAUGUAUCCUACAUACAUCCACGCUCAUAACAUAAUCACGAUUUAGACUGACACAGCUCUGCUCUUUUCAGGCACAGAUGUUUUCAUUUGGGUUUUUUUUUGUUUGUUUCUGAAGGUGUUAUCAGUUGCUGCAGGCAGCGUCUUGCCUUAUCCCAUCAGCUGAUAACUCCACUGCUUGUCCCUCCUGAUUGCCUCUCUAAUGAGAGCGCUAUGGCACUUAGUCUGUGUGUGUGUAUGUGUGUGUGUGGUGGCGGCGGCGCUCAAAAGGGGCACGGUAGCUGGAUUGCACUCGAGUUGCUCCAUCUGAGGUGAGGGUUGAUAUAAGAACCUCAUCAGAUGAGACCCUGGCCUUGAUCUUAGGAGAAAGUGGUUGGAAUGGAGGUAUAACUGCAGCUCCAUGUGAAAUGCCAAGCUGUUGAAACAGGCAACAUUCUAACAGGGCAUUGAGUGCAGGUUUUUUUUCUUUUCUUUUCUUUCUUUCUCCCUUUUGUUUUCCCCCCUUGUGUGCCUCUCCAAGGCUAAACCUCACCUUGCAUCUUUGAAUGUAACUUGGUUUGAUUUUUAACAUCUAACCGGAUGUUAAGACAUUUCAUGUCGAACGGCAGAGACCGUGUGCAUUUGAGUUUUGUAUAUUAAGAAUAAGUUAAACAUUUCUCACAGCCACUGCUGUAGUAAAGAAAAGGUUAUUUGUGAGUUAUGUGAAAAUGGGUUUCUUCCAAGUUAAUGGGGUAGAUCAGUGCGUGUCGUCACCUUGCCACGAUUGCAUAUGUAGUUUUAGAGGUCCUUUAUUAACAAAACUGUAUAACUUGCAGUGGGUUUCCUCCUCCAUCUGUACCAUUUUGCCAAAUUUGUAUUUAGCUACUUUGAAGUUGAUUUGUUUGCUAUGUUUUUGCCAGUAUUGGUUGCCUAUUUGGUACAGUUGAAGGGAUUUAAAAAAUGAUCUAUAAUGUAUUUAGAGGUUUGCAAAACACAAAUUGUAUCUUCUGUAUGUUUACAUGCAUUGUUAAGAAUCAUUAGUUUCAAUAUAACCCAGGUGUUAUUUUGCCACAUAGUAUCUAUUAUUUCAAAAAAUGUGAUUAUGGUUAUUAAAAACUGUUGUUAGAGUGCAUCAUGCUUACUUCAUGGUGAAAUUUAAGAUCUUUUCAAUAGACAGUGUUUGUGUGGCAACAGUUUGAAGUAAACUCUAAAAGCAGUAUGAUUCCAUAGCGUUCAAACUGCUGGUUCCAUGAAGAACGUUUCUGUGGCCGAUUAUCGUUCUACACAAGCGUGCUGUACGAAAGUGAAAAUCGAUCUUUUUCUAUUUAUGUAAUUUAUGGACCAGAUAUAUAUAUUAAAAAAAAGUGUCAAUAGGACUUGUUUCCCCUCCAAUGAUUGUUUGAAAUGAAAGGGGAGGAGUCCAGACUGCUGUAAACUCUAGGCUAAUGAUCUACUUUUCUUUCAGUAUUUUGUACAUGCUUGUCUUUUUUUUUUUUUUUUUUUUUAAAGAUGCUUGACAAUGGAAAGUUGAAUUGCCGUUUCAGAAAUGUGCUUUAUGCAAAUAGGAAAUGUAAGAAUUUGUUAGUGGUUAAAUUCUUAGUAGGCUGUCCAUUGUAACCCGAAAGGUUCUGCUUGGUAUUGAUUUUAGUACCAUAUCCUUGUUAUUGCUUGAUGACUGAAUUUCAUAGCUGUUGUCAUAAGAUUUUUAUUUUUUUCUUUCUCCCUUUGCAAUGUAAUUCAGGUCAGUUUUCAUACUUUCAUUAUAAGGGCUAAUUAUAGGUGAUAUUGACAGAAUGCAAGAAUGCUAUUUAGUUUAAAACAGCAAUAGGUGCAAUGAAGCGAGUAGCUGCAUGGGGGUGGCGUGCUCAUGUGUGUAUGAGGGGAUGAUUAUGGUCUCCACAGCUUUAGCUUUCAAAACAUGCUAGGGAUACACCUGACAAAUCAUACGUUUGAUUCCAAUGUGAUGGGUUGAUGUGUGUGGUGGUGGUGUGUAGGAUGGACUGCACAUUGAAAUGUGGGUUUAGUGUAGGAGAGGAGUUCAAGUGAAUAAGGCAACAUGCUACACCAUUCCAUUUUCUGUUAUCUGGCAUAUUUAUGCAAUUUUUGGUUUGGUACAACAGAAUUCCCUAUGAUCCCUGCACCAUACACGGGGCCCUGUUGGGGGGGGGGGGGCCUGUUAGGACAGCCCCCCCCAAAUGGUGGCACCUCUGUUUGAUGAUAAUCGUAUAGUAAAGCUGGAUGUGCCAUCACCAAUGGUAAAACAACUUGCUUUGGAUUAUAUUCCCUUCCUCAUCUGUGAUCUGUGUUUUUUGGUAUUUUGUUGUUAACAGAACACAGGUUGUGCAAUUUAAGAACGGGAUCAGUUCAAAUCUUGUUAGAGCCACAGAAAUCACAAAUAAUGCAAAAUGUAAUACUUUUUUUGCGCCUGUUUUCCAGAAACCUUUUAAUCUAUGGCUUGUGUUGCACUGCACGUGCUGUUCUUUGAGUGUUUCUAGACUGUAAGCCCUGUCUACACAUGACUUGCAUUUAGAUGUAGAAGGUUAAUGAUGACUGUUCAUCACGUGCUUUGUUUGUCACAUGGGUGGGUGAUGGAUUCAGGUGCCAGGCCUCUGCUGCUGUAACUUUUUUUUUUUUUUAAACUUCCUUGAAAUGUGCAGUUUAUAGUAAGAUUCAUCUUUUAGCUCCUUCAAACUCUAUCAAUCGUACUUUUUCUAUGUAUGGGCAAGUUGUGCCAACGUAACAGUAAUAUGAAGACCCACCAUAUUUAGCCAUGCAUCUCUGAUUAUAUGAAAUGUACUUGUUUAUAUUGAUAUGAACGCUAAGGUUUGACUGCAUUGUACAGAAGCUGCAUACACUAGAUCUUAUUUCUCACUAAAAGGAAACACUACAGACAUUCUUGUAGGUCACGUAUUGCAAAAACAGACUUUCUACCACAUGUAAGCAUUACUCUUUCAUGAUCUCCAAAGGGCAGCAGAGACGUUUGUCCAGCUGCUGUGUUCUCAAUGUUGUUUUGUUCUCCUUGGGUCAGUGCACCAAACCUGCUUUAGCACUAAUUGCUGCCGCCGUUUAUCUUUUUGGUUGAGCACAUUCCUGGUACUUGGAGAUGUGAACACUAAUUAACGGAAUGGAUGCUUUUGUUUGAGGUCCAUACUGAUGUGAUGGAUAGGAAAUAUGAAGCUAACUUUCUUUUUAAUAAUUAUUUACUUGUAUGUAGGACCACUUUAGUUUUUUUUUUUUUUUGGUUGCAUUUUUGAUAAAAAAAAAAAAAUACGGUGUAUAAAUUCAGUGUUUUUUGUUUGUUUGAUUUAGCUUUUUUUUUUUAAGCAUACCAAAUGUAAAUGAUGUACUAUAAUGUGUGCCAAUCCCCUUUCUUUGUAGAGCCAGACUUUUAACAAGUGCCAAUAUUGUGUAAAACCAUAAAAAGGACUUCGUUAAUGUAUUUUAUGGUCCUGUUUUUAAAACAAACACCAAGUAUAUGAUUAAGUUAAACAGAUAAAGGACACUUCUCUUGCGUAUUUAAAGUUAAAGAUGCUAAACUUCUGUUUUUAACUGAGAUUCCAUUUUAAAUGCAUGUAUGUCUGAUUUGC